Molecule: messenger RNA, 2427 nt
Organism: Solea solea (common sole)
Lineage: Eukaryota; Metazoa; Chordata; Actinopteri; Pleuronectiformes; Soleidae
Gene: sh3bp5b
Product: SH3-domain binding protein 5b (BTK-associated)
Exons: 9
Coding region: 284-1702 (472 amino acids)
Biological process (GO): negative regulation of protein tyrosine kinase activity; intracellular signal transduction
Cellular component (GO): cytoplasm
Molecular function (GO): protein kinase inhibitor activity
Source: RefSeq, a predicted model, not a curated record
GGUCUUUCAGCAGCCAGUCCAGUGAGGAGGGAGACCUGGGCGAGUGAACGUGUAACCGCCGCUUUAGCCUCUUGCUCGACUCGGCCCUGUUGAUACAAAACAGCAUGUUACUCUGAAAAAAAUACUGGAAAAAAGAAUAUAAAAAAAGCACGCCAGGGACAACUGUGGAUAUCAAUAUUAUUCGGCGCCUGGAGACCGUGUGAGACACUUGAACUGCGCCGUGUGUCUGUAGGUUCGUGCUGCCUUUGUUCGGCUGUGACACCUGUCCUCCUCCACCUGCGGCAUGGAGCACCCGGAGAGGGAGCACAGGUCGGACGAGGAGACAGAGUAUGAAGACGAGGCGGUGGACCCCAGAAUCCAGGGGGAGCUGGAGAAACUGAACCAGUCCACGGACGAUAUCAACAGAUGUGAGACGGAGCUGGAGGAUGCGAGGCAGAAGUUCCGCUCCGUCCUGGUGGAGGCCACAGUGAAACUGGACGAAUUGGUGAAGAAGAUCGGCAAGGCUGUUGAGGAGUCCAAGCCGUACUGGGAGGCCCGCAGGUUGGCCAGACAGGCGCAGCUGGAGGCUCAGAAGGCCACACAGGACUUCCAGAGGGCAACGGAGGUCCUGCGGGCAGCGAAGGAGACCAUCUCACUGGCCGAGAACAGGCUCCUGGAGGAGGACAACCGGCAGUUUGACUCCGCGUGGCAGGAGAUGCUCAACCACGCCACGCAGAAGGUGAUGGAGGCUGAGCACGGCAAGACGAUGAGCGAGCUGGCGCACAAGGAGACGGCUUCGAAAUACGCGGCAGCCAACAGUCGCAUGAAGCAGCUGGAGAAGAAACUCAAACGCACCAUCAGCAAGUCAAAGCCCUACUUUGAGAUGAAGGCAAAGUUCUAUCUGCAGCUGGAGAACCUGAAGAAGAAUGUUGACGAGCGUCAGGCCAAACUGUCUCGGGCCAAAGGCGACUACAGGACGGCCCUGCAGAACCUGGAGAUGAUCUCCGACGAGAUCCACGAGCGGCGGCGGAACUCCGCCAUGGGCCCGCGGGGGAGGGGCGUCGGCGCAGAGGUCGACGGCGUUUCUGGGGACGACAUCUCCAACUUCAAAAUGGAGUCUGACGGCAUAUCCAUGGCCUCGGUGAGUUUCGACGACGACACGUGCGGCGGCAGCGGCAGCAUCAUGUCCGAGGAAGACUCGGAAACUCGCUCCACCUGCAGCCUGAGUUCACCUCCCUGCAGCCCACAGGACCUCAUGUCGCCCUGCCCCUUCGGCAGCUCCUCCUCUUCAUCAUACAUUUCCUCCUCGUCCUCUCCAUCGCCGACUCCCUCCUCCUCUUCAUCCUCAUCUUCCCCCGAUCCACCGUCCAGGCCCCACAGUCUGGAUCUUCCCUCCACCGCGUCGUUGUCAGACUUCAGCCUCAUCUCACCGGUGCUCGGCCCGCGCAGCGAGUGCAGCGGAGCGUCGUCGCCUGAAUGUGACCGAGAGAGAGGUGACCGUGCAGAAGGUGCAGAGGUGGAGCUGGACAAUGCUGCCUCCAUCACCACAAACACCAUCACAAACAUCAGCAGCAGCUCCACUGCAUCGAUGAAGAGGACCUUCAGUCUGGAGGCUCGCUUCAGCUUCCUGAACUUGCGGCGACCUCGACCCGACACCGCCAAGAAAACGGACGGCUGUUCCCGGAAGACAGAGUCGGGACUGUCUGGAGUCUUGGUCAAAUGAGUCUGAUGGACUCAAAAAACUCUGAACUCACAAAAACUCACAAACUCUGACUCUGUAUUGACUGCACUCCACUGUUGAGCAUGUGUUUUUCGGUGAACUGCGAUGGAAGGAAAAUACGGUGGAGAAGGACGUGAACUCACUCCCCGAGCACCGUCACUGUCGUAAAAGCUGCUGUUAUUGUUAAAUAAUUUGUAUUUCUGUCAAAACAAAAUGGAGAAUUGUCUUACUUUUAAAAUAGCACUGGGCUUGUUGUUGUAAACCACACACAGAGGUGAACAGAAAGUGUGACUCUUAUUUCUUUCUCUUCUGUAUUUGGUAGAAGACCAUGUGGUAUUUGUAUCGUGUAGUUCAGACUCUCUGGACCUUCAAAUGUUUAGUCUCUUCACUUUUAUUUAGGUUACUUGAUACAUCUCUCAUAUCAAUACAAUAACAUCAUAGAAAUUUACAGUAAAUGCACAUAAAUAAAAGAAUGUGAUCAGGUAACAUUUACUUUAAGUCCCUUUUUAUUAGCAUCGUUGCUAAGACGUAGAAAAAACUGCUGAUAACCACUUAGUCUUUAAUAAUAUGCUUAAAAAGGGACUUAAAGUAAAGUCGUCUCUUUAUAAUGUGCUGUAAUAUAAAGCCAGGCGAUGUAAAUUGUAUUAUGUUUCUUGAAACUAUGUUUCUCUUAAAGAUGAAAUGUUGAAUUUAUAAUAAAUAAAUAAAAAAGCACUUGUCUAAAUGAA